Prunus armeniaca (apricot) is the source of this 855-nucleotide messenger RNA. The record is from the annotation of a GenBank genome assembly. Lineage: Eukaryota; Viridiplantae; Streptophyta; Magnoliopsida; Rosales; Rosaceae.
AUGAUCAGCACGAUCAGCGGAGGCCCCACUCUAGCGGGACCCUACAAUCGGUCAACAAAACAAUAUGUGCGUGCCGCUCACUACCCCCAAGUCUUCGGCAUUGAAGACAAUUGGUGCCGCAAGGUCCCGAAGGUGGGAUGGGAGCCCAUCACAUUUUGCGAAGAAGAGGAAGAAUGGAUCAUUUACCCCCACGAUGACCCAAUGAUCAUUCGGGCCGAAAUGGCCGAUUACGAUGUAGGUCGGGUGCUGAUUGACACUGGGAGUUCGGUGAAUGUGAUUUUUGCCGAUGCAUUCAAAGGUCCAGCCAGUCGGCAAAUAACGCCUCUCCUCAGUUUUUCUGAGGAUCUGGCCCAGCCAGUCGGCAGUAUCAGUCUGCCCAUCGCCUUCGGCGUCGCCCCCAGGAAAACGAUGAACUACGACCAAUUCCUCAUCGUCGACUGCCCAACGGCAUACAACAUCAUCAUAGGGCGAACGGCACUCACCAGAGUCAAAGCCCACAUGUCCCCCCACAUGUUGCUGAUGAAAUUCCCUAUCCACAAUGGUACUGGCGUUAUCCAGGGUGACCAGCUCAGCGCACGGACGUGCUAUGCCACUGCUCUCAAAUCAGUAGCUUGCAAGCCGCCAAUGGAAGCCAUGUCUGUGCAAGGACUACCGAACGGUAGCGGGCCCAUAGACGUCCCAAGAGAGGAAACGCCAAUGCCGGUGGCGCAGCCUGCCGAAGAGCUCGAAACAGUGAUCCUGAACGAGGAUUUUCCCGAUUGGCGGGUAAAAAUUGGCACCAACCUAGGUCCCGACCUACGGAGGCAGUUCAUUGACUUCUUGCGGCAACAGGCGAAGGUCUUCGCCUGGUCUUAG